GAUAGAGUGGGCAUUGUACCCAUCCGUGAGUUGUCAGAAUUCCGUAUUUCGAGUUGUUCGGCGAUCGGUGCGGAUGUUGUGCCUUAACUUACAGGAGUCGUGAGUAUCGUGAUGCAUAAUAAUAAAUAACAAUAAACGUCUCAAUACAAGUGUAGAUCGUAUUUAACUUGUAAAAUAAUGGCUGUGAUGAACAGAAUUGUUAGUGGUCGAGUUAAAAUGUGCCGGUUGCAGAGUGUUGUUUUGUUUUUCGUGAUGUUUGUCGCCGAAACUGCAUUUGCAAAUCCUGCCAGUUGCGAACUAGUCAGAAAAGAUAUGGAAUUGAGGGGCAUUCCUAAUGCAGAUGUGCUCGUGAAACCUCAAAACGGCUCGAUAUGCGGCGAAGGAAGUUGUUGUAGCACGAGGUUAGAAGAUAGUUUAGAAAAAAUUAGCCGGCAGUAUAUGGACAAGUAUAUCAAAGACGCAGUUUUGAAAGUAUCUUCAUUGAUAGAGACGAGAGCGAAAAAGUUUGAUGAAAUAUUUCGCGACAUGAUGAACAAUUCUAAACUGGAGUUCCAUAGCAUGUUUCAAAGGACGUAUGGGAAAAUAUACUUGGACAAUGCAGAAGUUUUUAGCGACUUCUUCAAUGAACUCGAGACUUACUAUAGAAAAGGCACUGUGCGGUUGUCUGAGACGAUGGAUACCUUUUUCGGUAUCCUCUACCAGAGGAUGUUCACCGUUCUCAAUGCUCAGUAUCAGUUUGAUGAUAAGUAUUUGGGUUGUGUCACCGAACACAUGACCGAACUCAAUCCAUUCGGUGAUGUGCCUUACAAGCUGAGUCAUCAACUCUGUCGCGCCUUCAUCGCCACCAGGACCUUCUACAAGGCUCUCAUGAGGGCGGCGGAAGCGGCUCGAACGGUUACCUCGCUGGCCAUAGACGACGAAUGUUCCAGCAGCAUGACCGUCAUGCAACAUUGCGGUCAUUGCAGGGGCGAGGUAGGAGCAGGAGCAUGUUGGCGGUACUGUGCGGAUACGGUGACGUCGUGUUUGAGGCAUUAUAUUCAGCUGAGCGAUAGUUGGGACUCGUUUGUGGAUGCCAUCGACAAAGUGGCCGAUCGCCUCAUCGGGCCCUACAACAUCGAGACCGUGGUCGAGCCGCUCAACAUCAAAAUCUCCGAGGCCAUCAUGAACUUCCAGGAGAACGGCAAGGACGUAUCCCAGAAAAUCUUCCAGAAGUGCGGCAAGCCGGCCUUGAUUCGGCCGACCAGGCGAGCGGUGUACGAGAAUCAGCCGGAAGACAACCCAAAUCUGGAGAUACAGGAGGAUCCGCUCAAGAUGGGCGGCGGCCAGUCGAAGAAGAAGCACAAGAAGGUGACGGAAAAGCCGGACACCGGACCGAAUUUGGACAAGUUAGUGACCGAAAUUAAAACGAAAAUAAAAGAUACGAAAAAAUUCUGGUUACAGCUACCUUACCAGUACUGUAGCAACGAGUCGAUCUCCGCCGGACCGAGCGACAACGGCAACUGCUGGAACGGUACCACAGUGGGCACCUACGACCAAUCCACGCCCAAAUCGACCACCAGCGAAAAUUCGCUCAUCAGCGAACAAAUCUUCGUCUUGAACGGCAUCACGGAGAAACUGAGGAAAGCCUACCAAGGCAUGGAAGUGGAGAUAAUCGACGACACGGAAGAAUCCUUCGACGGAAGCGGUUCGGGUUCCGGGGACGGUGGCGACGACGAGGAUAACGACCAAGAAGAGAACUACCCCGACACCAAAAAGAACAGUGACCUCAAUUUCAACAGAGGAGAAGAGGGCUAUCCUACGAUUCCUCCUUCGAGCAGUACAGCUCCCCCGGAAGUCGUAAGGACAUCUAGUGCUAAUACUAAUAAUUCCAUGUCGCUUGCCAGAGCGCUAGUCCAAUACCUAGUGCCCUUGGUGAUGGCGUGGUUCGGUGGUGCCAUUAAAGACUUGCUGUGAUAUUUGUAAAUGUUUGUAAAUAAGAGGAACGAAUUUUGUGUGGUAUUAGAAAAUAAUUGACGGACCUAUUAAAGGACAUACGGAUGUGACUGUUGAAAAAAAUUCGGGUUGGCCGAUAUAUAUCCAACGUUGUGUCACAAAACAUUCAAAACCAGCUGGUUAUCUUAUUUAUUAAGACUAUUAUAACCCAGCUUAUACAACAACAUGAUCUGGAAAAAUUCUUCUAUUCUAUUAAUUUAGAGGUCGUGGCUUAUGACUGACAAUUCCCAGUUUACUAUGCAUUUUAAUUAGCAUUGCAUUUUUUAAAAGCUAACUGGUUAUGAAAUAUUUCUUCUUCACUGCCAUAUCUUCUACUACUUCCAUACAGGGUGGGUCAAAUUUGACGCUUUUAAAGGGAAACGCCGUUUUCUAUAGGAGAUGACGAAAACUAAUGUCGA
Molecule: messenger RNA, 2390 nt
Organism: Sitophilus oryzae (rice weevil)
Lineage: Eukaryota; Metazoa; Arthropoda; Insecta; Coleoptera; Curculionidae
Gene: dlp
Product: glypican-6
Exons: 6
Coding region: 178-1953 (591 amino acids)
Biological process (GO): cell migration; regulation of protein localization to membrane; regulation of signal transduction
Cellular component (GO): plasma membrane; synapse; cell surface
Source: RefSeq, a predicted model, not a curated record